Messenger RNA from Etheostoma spectabile (orangethroat darter), 7114 nucleotides. It is a transcript of the gene opcml, whose product is annotated as opioid binding protein/cell adhesion molecule-like. Bases 492 to 1523 code for a protein of 343 amino acids. The record is from RefSeq and is a predicted model, not a curated record. The transcript is spliced from 7 exons. Lineage: Eukaryota; Metazoa; Chordata; Actinopteri; Perciformes; Percidae.
AGCUCUAACCUACUUAACGAAAGAAAAAUACACUGGAGCCUUUUGCUUUGAGUAUAGCCUCCACACUGCAGCUUUACACAGUGUAAAAACCGAGAGAGAGAGAGAGAGAGAAAACCAGAGCAUACUCGGCUGAUGCAUCCCUCCCAGAGCAUCCAUUUCACGGCGCUCGCAGUUUGAAGCGGAGGAGACGGUGCGCAGUUCUCCGACGAAACACGGUGCUCUUCUCUCCUCCGAAGUCAGUUUCCUAGAGCGGCUCGCGGGCGGAGAGACACUCUUUUUACUGCGUUUCCCCCCCCCCACCCCCACGACACGGACAGUAUUUCAUAACAAGGCUGUUUACUUGGAGCAAAAGCGGCCCGUGCGCAGUUUCAGUCGGCGAUACUGCGUCUCCCGUUUUUUGGAGUGGAAUCGGCGACCCGCAAGCCCAAAGACGCACACGGAAUAUCCGACGGUUUCAAGUUUUCCUGGAAGUUGCGCAGUGACAGAACAUCAUGGGAAUGUGUGGCUUUUUGGCUGUGCCUGGGAAAUGCCUUGUCGUCCUCGGACUUAAACUGUUAUUCCUUGUACCUGCAGGAGUUCCAGCCAGAAGCGGGGAUUCUGUAUUAAAGGACAACAUCACCGUGAGACAGGGGGACAGCGCCGUCUUAAAAUGCAAUGUGGACAGCAAAGUAUCACGGGUGGCGUGGCUCAAUCGCACCACCAUUCUCUUCGCAGGGAGUGAGAAGUGGUCGCUGGACCCUCGCGUCAUCCUGAUGGAGAACACAGCAGUCACAGAGUACAGCAUCAAGAUCCAGAACGUUGACGUCCAUGACGAAGGGCCCUACGUCUGCUCCAUCCUCACAAACAAGAAACCAAAAUCCACAAAAGUCCAUCUCAUCGUUCAAGUACCCGCCAGGAUCACUAACAUAUCGAAGGACAUCGCAGUGAAUGAGGGCAACAACGUCAAUCUCAUGUGUCUGGCGGUCGGUCGACCUGAGGCCAACAUCAUAUGGAAGCACCAUUCGCCAAGAGGGACUCAUAAAUUUGUGACAGAGGGGGAACAUCUGGAGCUGACAGCCAUCACCAAAGAGCAGUCAGGAACGUAUGAAUGCAUCGCUUCCAAUGACAUUUCAAACCCUGAUGUCAGGACAGUGCAAGUGGCAGUCAACUAUCCUCCCUUCAUAUCCAAAGCCAGGAGUACGGGGACUCCAGUUGGACAAAAAGGAGUCCUGCAAUGCGAAGCCUCUGCUGUCCCGAGGGCAAAUUUUGAGUGGUACAAAGAAGACCGCAGGCUCUUCAAUGGACUCAACGGGACUAAGAUAGAGAACCAAGGUAAACAGUCCAUGCUCGUCUUUUUCAACGUCUCCGAGGAAGACUAUGGAAACUACACUUGUGUUGCCAUUAACACCAUGGGAAUCACUAAUGCAAGCAUAAUCCUUUAUGGGCCCGGUGCCAUGCAUGAUGUGAACGGGGCCGCUGUGUUGCCCCGUAUCUCUGUGUGCCUCCUGCUGACUGAAACCUUACUCUACCUGCUGAAGUUCUGAUGUGAAACGUGACCACCUUCAAGCUUCUCUCAGCGUUGAGCAGCAAGAACAGACUAUCAGUCCAAUGAGAAGAAUGGAAAGUUAAGAGUACCAGCGGUUCACCCUUAGUUUUCCUUCUUUUUUCUUUUCUGGCUUUGCAUCAGAGUCUGUUCUCUGUUGGCUCGCAAAGCGUGAGAGGCGUCAAUCCAAGGAAGGGAAAAAUUUGAAUCAUGCACUAAUUUGAUGAUGGUAGAACUACUGAGUUUGUGUGUCCCCAAACCUUUUUGUAUGUGAAAAGGGAAAAAAAAAGAAGAAAAAUACAUGUAACUGUUGAUAGUUGACUGUUUAUUGCCCAAUAUUGAAGUGUACAUUCAGAUUAUUAUUAAUAUUAUUGUGUCAUGUACUGUUCAAUAUCUGUACAAUACCAUUACGCUUUUUUAAGUAAAUGACAAAAAAAAGGACAAAAUGCAAUGUGAUUGUUGAAUUUUACUGUAUUUUUACAGUUGUAUGCAAAACAGAGUAACAGAUCCUACAUGAUAAAAAGUUCAGAAUAACAACUAGUACACCAUGAUUUCUCAGGCAAAGUCCUACAGCAUAGUGCAUCCAAAUUUUUAUUUCCAUCCUAGUGUGUGUAGAAAAUGUACAUAUGUGUACAGACAAUUCCUGCACUGUUGUUUUUUUUCCCAAAUGCAUACGGUCAUCAGACAACUUUUGAAACACCGAAUCACAGUGUCAUAGCAGCUUCACGGCAUGUUCACUGACUGCAGAAAAUCGGAAACGAGAAGGUCAGACGUUUACGUGCAGUGUGCUGACAGUGACACGUUGAACUAAAUGCUCAAAGCUGAGACUUGUGUAACAGCACAGGUUGUGCCGAUGGCAUCAUCACAGCAAGGACCUCUCACUAACGGCUGCUGUUGAUUCAUUGAACUGCAUUUUCAUUACCCGCAACCUCCUGAGGAUAUGAUUGGCUUUUGAAGCGUUAGUGCGUAACUUUUUAUAAUAAUGGACGUCCGUUACAUUGCGCGAUCACAGAAGGCUUUAAUCGUGUGGACGCAACAACAGUUUUGACUUAGAAUUGCCUAUGGGGGGAGACAGAAACUACGCACUAUAACUUUAAACUCUUCCUUUAAAGCUGCAUCGGUUAAAAUUCAUGCCGAAGUUAUCAAGUUGAAAAAUGUGUACAAAUACAAACAUACUGAUUUAAUCAAUAGCCCUUAAGUUUCUUAGACAGCCACAGUGGCUCUCACACACAGCUAAUCAGCUUUAACUUUGUUACUUUUUCCAUUGAUGUGCAUUGGAAAAUAGUACCUUAACAAUGACUUAUAAUCCCACAAAAUAUCUCUUUAAUCCCUAUAUGUCGCUGAAAAUGCAUGCAUGUCACUAAGCACUUACCAUUAAUUAAUAACAGCAGACAGAGCUACACAUAGGACAAUGCCAGACUUAGAUCGUAUUUACUAAUAGCAUACCAGAGCUUUGGAUAGUUUGAAUUUGUGUCUAUACAGUAACUUGCAGUGGUGGAAUGUAACUAAGUACAUUUACUCUAAGGAUAGACCUAUACGGAUUUUUAGUGCCAGUGCCGAUUCUUUUUCCAUCAGCCUUAGCCGAUGACCGAUACGGGCUGCUGAUUUUCUUGAGCCAAUAUUUUUUGCCGAUACUGCUUUAGCACCCUCAAUUUGAAUUUACGUUUUCAUAAUCUGCUCUGGCAUUUCUUUCAAAAUAAUGAACAAAAACACAGAUCAGUGUCACUUCUGCAAUCAUCUUCCAUUUAUAUCACCCAAAUAAUGUGUGCAAUGUGCAUCAUAUGGAUGGGUGCAGUGCAUAUGGUUAACUGUGCAAGGGUAAAAGGCUUCCAUCAAGAUCUGCAACACAGCCUUGAGGAUGCGUUGCUAGCUGACAUAUUAAAAGACAGAUAUAAUCAGGUCAUCUCUAAAUGUCCUUUGUCAAUACAUUUAAAUAAUUUAAGAAAACAAUAAACCCAAAAAGUAGCCAUUGAAAUAAUGUGCUUGAUCUGUAAUUUAAGACUGCCGUGGUGCUAAUGGUGGGGGGGAGUGCAUGGUUUGCACGUGAACUGCAGCGUCUCCAGCAACGCCUGUGGACGCCUGGCUGUAAAUAAUGCCGGGAAAAAACUAUCGGCGAACACAGCAGCCACGUAUCGGGCCAAUAUAUCGGCCAGCCGACAAAAUCACUAAUUUACACCCAUGCUGUAAUUAAAGGUGGAGUCUGUGAUUCUAAUCUAACACAAAUUUUACUUAACUCAGCCAAUAACUCCUCCUGGAGCGCUAACUGUCUGUUGUGUGUGCACUCUGGAAAUAAAUCCUGUGUUCUUACACAGCUGGUUCUGUAAAUGGGAAACACACACACAGUGUCUAGGGGUGGAUAGGACAAAAACAAUAACUAAACCCAGGGGAAAACCAAGUGAAGAGCAGAAGCAGUUCAAGAUUAAAUAAGAUAAUUUAUUCUUAAACUGAUUGUCAACAGUGAAGGAUCUUCAAAAGGAAGAUGAAUAAUAUUAGGUAACGUUAAACGUCUAACACUGCUGGAAUGAGUGAUCUCCGGCUUCCACUGAAGCUCUCUCUGUGUCACUCAGAUGCACACAGCUUUCCAGCAAAAGUCCCACCUACAGACUACUUAACGCCUCCCGCCUGAUUAUCACUGACCAGCUUCAGUUGCGGGCAUGACGUCACAUUCGACACACACACCUGGAGAGGAUUAGAAACUAGAAAGGACGCAGCUAAAUAGCAAAGACAACACCGCACAUAACACUCGGAGCCUUGCAUCCGGCGCAGCGCGGCGCAAAGACCGACGCACGUGUCACUGCAACUUUAAGACCAACGCAGUUGUUAAUUUCCCGUCCUGCGCCCCGAUCGUUAAAAAAGCAAAUGCACCUGCACCCAUUUUUGCGCCCAUGGGCGUGCUGGUCUUAAAGGGAGGUGUGUUCAGGUGCAUUCUUGACGUAUUGCUAUCUUGAGGCAGCAGAAAGUGAUCCACCAAAAACCUGGUCUAAAGUCAGUAACGCAGCAUUUCAUUGUUAUUUUGACAGCAAAUUAGUAAAAUGCGCCUGGUCUCGUGCAGCGGCACACAAACAUGCAGAGUUUAAAAAUAUCACGGCGCAAAAACCGGCAUUAUAAUAUCAAUGUGCCAAUGUACAAACUGUUGUUAAAGGGAAUGGGAGAUGAGACUCUGAUUGGUUGAUUGCAUGUUAAGCCCAGAACACACCUGUGAUUAAUGAAGACACUAAGUACAACACUUUUGAACAAUGCGCCUGGACCCUUUCUUCAGCCGUCAAACUAGCAAAAGUGGAUUUGGACACGCCACAAACACGCCUAUGAUACACUUGGAUCAUUAAAAUAGAGCCCUGAGGUGCGUGGUUUGGACAUCGACGCUACAAACAUAUGAUGCAUUGCUGCCGAUAAGGCUAGCCAACAGUUUAUAAAGGAGUUAAAACAUCAGCAGUAAAAUGCAACAGAAACGCAGCAGGAACAUUAAUCCAUUAACAUUAGACAGAGAUUUUACUGCACUAUAAGUACAUUAUGCUGAUAAUACUUAAAUAUUUUUACCUUCUUAAGGUUUUGGAUGCAGGACUUUAACGUGUAGGGUAGUAUUUCACCAGGUGGUAAAAUGCUUUAUACUUGAAUAAGCACUCUAAAUACUUCUUCCACAAAUGGGGACUCAGAAUUUGUUUUAUUCAUCAAACAAUAGGUCGGCCUUUACUGUUGUUGAGUUAAGUUAUCAAUGUGUGGUAGUCAGAGGUGGAAUGUUACUAAGUGCAUUUACUCAAGUACUGUACUUAAGUACAAAUUCUGAGGUAUUUUUUUCAUUCCACUUUCUACUUACUACAUUUCAAAGAGAAAUAGUGUACUUUUUACUCCACUACAUUCAUCUGACAGCUUUGGUUACUAGUUACUUUACACAUUUCUGCACACUAAAUACAUGUAAUUAAUCAAAUCUGAUGUUUUAUUAUGAAGUUAACUAGCCUACGAUGUAACGGCUUACAAGUCCAGCUGAGAUGAUUAGACCAUUAAACACACAACUGUGAUUCUUUACACUUUUUACUCUGGGAGGGGUUUUCUGCAUUGAGUACUUUUACUUUAAAUACUUCAAGAACAUUUUCCUGAUGAUAUUUACAGAAUUUUAGUUAAGUAACAUUUUCAAUGGAGGACUAAUACUUGAAAUGUUGUAUUUUAAAGUGUGGUAUUAGUACUUUUACUUAAGUAAUGAGCAUAAAUACUUUUUUUCCACCACUGGUAUUAAUGCAAAUCUAACGUAUUCCUUACGCAACCACUCAACAACAAUAAAAACAGACAUUGUGUGCAUUGAGAUGGAUUUACUGUACCUCAAGCAUAAGCCUGUAUGUUGGUACUGUAAUGGUAAAAAGCCAAGAUGAACAAAAAUAGUGGUUGAUUAUUUUAGUUAGCAUCUUCACAUUAACAUAACAUUACAAUCAAGGUAUAUACUCAAACAAGCUCUGUCAGUCAACCUGAAAAACAUGCGUUUUAUAAUAUUUAUCAGCUGAGUUAUUUUGAUGUGAAAUGGUGGAGAAGCUGGAUAAACGUCUUCGAUUUGAAACUCCUCCAAUUCAAACACACAGCUCCGGGCCACAUCCAAGCCACAAAUGACAGGCUAAUGAAUUGAAUGCACGUGAUUUCAUGAACGAAAAGACAGAGUCACAUCGCUUGAUGAUGAAUGUCCCGCGUAGCUGCUAUGAAGCUUUUUUUCAGGUGUUCUGAAUGUGUGCUUUGAACCUGGUUUGCCCCGAGGUAAACAACAGACGCUGUUCUCCAGACUGCAGAAGUCAUUGUUGUAUUCUGUGGUCAGUGGAUGCAUUUUCAAGGGACAUGUUUCAGUCUGCCUCGGACUGAGAUUUCAAGUGAUACGAGAAUAUACUUAAAGCACAAGUGAUUGAUAAUGUGAUGUUCUGCUAUUGUCCCGUUCACUCCUGUGCAUACCUAUGGGUAAGAAGUGUCAUAAUGAAGACAAAACAACAGGGAUGAGGUUGAUGUAUGUGAGAAUGCUUUUGUUGUACUCACUUGUUAAGUUACGUGCUUGUAAUGAUGGUGAAGCAGUCAGCUGCAGACGAUGUCACAGGAUGUGAUGUUACUUUUUAGGGGUUUGAAAAAGACGCCUGCCAAACUAAACCUGAGGGUUAUGGUAACCCUUUCCAUCCAAGAUAAGUUAACAUAAGUAUUGAUGUCAAUAAGCUUGAAUCAAUUUGUUUAAAAUCCCCAUUAAAAAAGAACUGAUACUGGAAUUUACUUAAGGUGUAUUUUUGUAUAUGGCACCAUGAACGACAGUGUGAUUUAUAUUUUUCUGUUAUUUUCUUUUCUCUUUUCUAUCAAGAAUUUGGGAUUUAUGCAUUUCACAAUAACAAUAAUCCUGCUGGAUGCAUAUUUCUCUGGGCAUUUUGAAAUUUGCAGUAUUCAAAAUUCACUGUUCAUUUACAAUGUUUUUUUUAAACUUUUGUCUUUAUUUACAAAUGAUUUUCCAAUGUAAGAUCUCAUUGGCGGCUGCAUUUUUGACCUGACUGGAGGUUGAGCUUAGGGUAGUCACUAUUGUGGUAUCGUCCUUAUUUGAUUGAGAGUUUGCAAAAAUGUCCAUAAACUGGUUCAAUGUGA